This is a messenger RNA of Aspergillus pseudonomiae, 2703 nucleotides long. RefSeq lists its product as uncharacterized. NCBI's taxonomy places the organism in Eukaryota, Fungi, Ascomycota, Eurotiomycetes, Eurotiales, Aspergillaceae. The transcript has 2 exons. Bases 69 to 2135 code for a protein of 688 amino acids. The record is from RefSeq and is a predicted model, not a curated record.
CUUCAUUCUAUCCUUUUGAAUGAGCCGUCUAACUAGGGGAGCCAUUCCUCGAAAGAGAAUCCAAGUACAUGUUAAGAUUGCCAGUUAUGUUAAACUCAGAGAGAAUUAGUUCACCAAGGACUAUACUUGAUCCGCUUCCUGCACUUCGUCUGUGUGGAAACACCCUACAAACCCUUGGCUUUGGCUCUGCGCUAUUGUCUCUACCUAGGGAAUUAGACCAGGCGGUCGAUGGCCGACCUGUGGAAUAUACCAAGCUUAACCACAUCUACGACACACUACAACAACUCAGCGGCGGCUUGACAAUUAGACUUACUCCAGAACGGUCCACUGAUGAAUCCAUAUCAUACGGAGAUGUUGAGCUUCAGAGCCUGGCGCAUUGUUGUCUGGGAAUAUGUGAAGAAUUAAUAAUCGCAGGUAACCAGCUAAGAUCUCAUUCUAGCUCUUCAAGCAUCUUUGGGUCUUUCCAUGAGGCACUGCGAGGGGUCUGGGACGAGAAACAGGUUGAAGCUCUAGAGGAAGGGUUACUGGUGUGUAGAAGGGAAGCGAUGCGGGUUCUCACGAUUGUCCUAAGAGAUGGACAAUCUAGUAUCUUACAAGAGGUACAACGCCUAAAGAACCAGAAUCGACAAAUAGAGAUGAGUCAAACGAGAUGGCUUGCGGAUAUCUUAGAAACCCUCCGCGACGUACAGCAUCAAGCGGCCGAGGAGUACAUAGGAGAUGUGCUACCUGGCGUGACGAACCCCUUCAAUCCAAAUCAGCUCAGUUCCAUGGCCUGUAGAAUGGCACAUGUUGUGCAAAAAGCAUCAAAAGUCGCCUUUGUACAGAGAUUCCUCAGGACACUCCACUUUCGAUCAAUCAAGGACCACCAUGCGGGAAUCGCGAGAGCCCAUGAGAAGAGCUUUAUGUGGGUCUUUCCAAGAAAUAUAGACGUGGAAAUCCAUCAUUUUCCUAGGCCAACAAUCCUUCCAUGGCUACAGGGAGAAAAUGGCAGCAUAUAUUGGGUCUCUGGGAAGCCAGCGUCAGGGAAGUCAACUUUUAUGAAAUAUCUACUCGCUCACCCCCAGACCCUGAAAAGCCUGAGAUCAUGGGCUGGAAGUGAGAAGCUGGUUAUUGCCAGCCAUUUCUUCUGGAGUGCAGGAAACAGCAUGCAGAAAUCUAAAAUUGGCUUACUCCAGUCUCUCCUCUACGGUAUAUUCACCCACAGUCCGGACCUGAUUCCUAUCGUAUGUCCGCGAAGGUGGGAAGCGACCAUGUCGGGCGAACACGGCGGCGACAGCCCGUGGCGUAUGGAGGAGCUAUUAGAGACCUUCAAAUCUUUAUGUAGUCAAAACGCUAUCCCAACCAAAUUUUGUUUUUUCAUCGACGGUCUGGACGAAUGCACAGGAGAGCAUUCCGAGAUGAUCGAACUUCUGAACUCUCUCGUUCACUCGAACAUCAAAAUGUGUCUCUCCAGCCGGCAAUGGAAGGUAUUUGAAGACGCAUAUGGAGCAUCGGCCGACCAGAAGUUGUACUUGGAAUGGCACAACCGCGACGAUAUCCACGAUUACGUUCAGAGUGAACUCGAACAACAUCCGGCCUGGGAACUACUUCUUGAACUCAAUCCGCAGACCCAUGAAAUUGUGGGUGAAAUUGCCGAUCGGGCUCAGGGUGUAUUUCUCUGGGCGGUUCUGGCCGUGCGCUCCUUCGGCGAAUGGUUGACUACUGGGGAUACCCUUUUCUUCUUGCAGAAGAAGUUUAGGAUGAUCCCUGUCGACCUUGAACUGCUGUUCAAAUCAAUGCUUGAAUCAGUCGAUCCGAUUUAUACUUCUUAUGUUUCGCAUAUAUUCAACGUUGCAUCGAGUGCCCCUGAGCCCCUACCUGUGUUGCUCUAUGUGUCCUUGGAAAGAGAAAUCCAAGACGAAAGUAAGGUCCCUCCACAGAAAGAUGUACCUCCCACUUACAGAGGCCUCUUGCUGCAAGUUGAGCAACUCCGAAGACAACUGAAGAGCAUGUGCAAAGGACUACUGGAGGUGCAUUGUCGACGUAACGAGGAGGACUUGCUGCGCUACCGGGUGGACUUCUUGCACCGAACCGCUCGAGAGUUUUUCAGAGGAAAUGAAAUAGUGCAGGCUAUGCAUGUCACUGGUCGGGGCUAAGGCAUAAAAUAUACCAACGUGUUCUGCCUGCUCUAAGAUGGAACGCAUACAGCGUGUGCCGUGAUACAUUGUUCUCGUCAAUACCAUCCUUUACCUAGUAGUAGAUCCGCUAGCCAUGCGAACCAGCCCUUCACAUUCUAUGCAACAUUAUCAUGUGCCCGUGAGAGUGAGAGAAUCCGGAGUAGCGGGCUGUUCAACAAUAUGCCCUAAGGAUCUUUUUGCAUCUUCUGUACCUUAGCCCCUCGACAGUCUGCCUCGGUGCAAGGUCUAACUACUAGCACUUGAACAUUUCUGGACGGCAGGUGGAUCAUCUGGCACACACUAGGAAAAGAACUUCACUUUAUAUGAUUGGCGACUGGAUUGGCGGUUCGCUCAAUGGUUUCAAAUAGAUUAAGAGAAGUGGCCAAAUUAACAUGUUUGAGAGAAGAUCGCUUGGUAAGCAAUAUUCUCUGCAUGUCCUAGCAGUGCUUUAACCUAGCUAUCAGAAAUAUAGUGAGAGAAAGGAUGGGGAGGGGUGAGAAGAUACAGAUUAAGGAGAUUCUUGUUUCUACGCCAAGCAUGCUUUGUU